ACUGUUAUUAUUAUUAUAUAACUUACAGACAUUAUAUAAAUUCUUGUAAAACUACAAUAAUACAUUAAAAAUGUCCUGACUAGAUAAAAUGAGUUCAAGUGAGAAUGAAUCUGAGACUGAGAUGAACGAGAUGGAGGAGACGGAGGAGAAGCUAGAGAAGCUGGAGCAGGAUGAGGAGGGAGAGGAAAUGCAAACUCUCACAGCGAACAAUACCUCUAAGACGUUCACAGACCUUGGUCUAAUAGAUGUCCUAGUUGAAGCAUGUACUGCAGUGGGUUGGAAGAAACCCAGCAGGAUUCAGGAGGAAGCUAUUCCAGUAGCUUUGCAGGGUCGGGAUGUUAUAGGACUGGCUGAAACCGGCUCUGGUAAAACUGGCGCUUUUGCGCUUCCAAUCCUUCAUGCUCUUCUAGAAAAUCCGCAGAAACUGUUUGCACUAAUCCUAACCCCCACAAGAGAACUGGCUUUUCAGAUAUCUGAGCAGUUUGAGGCACUAGGGGCAAGUAUCAAGGUUCAGUGUGCUGUUGUUGUCGGAGGGAUAGAUAUGGUGUCCCAGUCGAUUAUGCUGGCGAAAAAACCUCAUAUUGUGGUGGCUACUCCUGGUAGACUCGUGGAUCACCUGGAGAAUACAAAGGGGUUCAGUCUUAAGUCCCUCAAGUACCUAGUUAUGGAUGAGGCGGAUCGUAUUCUAAAUCUGGAUUUCGAGGUCGAGUUGACGAAAAUUCUUCGUUGUAUUCCGGCGGAGCGACGGACGAUGUUGUUCUCCGCUACGAUGACGAAGAAGGUUGCUAAGCUGCAGAGAGCAUCUCUAAAGGAUCCUGUCAAGGUUGAGGUCUCGAACAAAUUUCAAACUGUCGAGAAAUUACAACAAUAUUAUCUUUUCAUUCCGUUAAAGCACAAGGAGAUGUAUUUGGUCAAUAUACUGAAUGAGCUGGCCGGGAACUCUUUCAUGAUUUUCUCCUCCACCUGCAGCGGAACCAUUAAACUUGCACUUAUACUCAGAUGUCUAGGUUUCACCGCUAUUCCUCUGAACGGCCAAAUGUCCCAGAAUAAACGUCUAGCCAGCUUAAACAAAUUUAAGGCAAAGUCUCGUUCCAUCCUGAUAGCAACUGAUGUAGCCAGCCGAGGGUUGGAUAUCCCUCACGUGGAUAUUGUCAUUAACUUCGAUAUUCCGACACAUAGCAAGGAUUAUAUCCACAGGGUGGGAAGAACUGCACGAGCUGGCCGGGCUGGUCGGGCAGUUACAUUCGUCUCUCAAUACGAUGUAGAACUGUACCAGAGAAUCGAGAACUUACUAGGAAAGAAGUUGCCUCUGUAUCCUACGGAGGAGGCCGAGGUUCUCCUUCUCUCUGAGAGGGUUAUGGAGGCCAAUAGGAUGGCGAAGAUUGAACUUAAGGAGAUGGAGGAGAAGCGUAAGUCUGGAAAGAAGCGUAAGAAGACGGAUAUUGAUGACGCAGAAGAAAGUAUGGGUAUUGUCAACAGACUCGGGGGGAAGAAGAAGCAGCAAGGGAAGCCACAGAAGAAGAAGAACAGAAGAAGAAAAGUAGAAAAUAUAUAUUUUUUCCAGAUUUACAAAAUGUGGGAUGAGGUAGAAGUUGCGGAGAAGGAGAAUAGGCGUGAAUUGGUUUUGACUGGAAAACCAACCCAGAUUAGAAUUGAGAAGACGGGACUGGAUCUCAAUAUAUUUAAACUAGUGAACCUAAACUUCCUUGAUAUUUCUGAUGCUGGUCUGGCAGUGUUGCCUCCUGAAAUUGGAAAUCUUACAAGCCUUCUCAAUCUUGUUCUUAAAGGAAAUACGCUGAAAAAUUUGCCCGAAAAUCUGGGAAAGUUGGUAAAGUUAAAACUUCUAGAUGUUUCAAAGAACGAGCUAACAAGUCUACCAAAUAUAUCCGGUUUGGAACAGCUGUCAACCCUGAACUUAUCUCUGAACAAACUCCAGAAGUUUCCGGAUAUCGGACUAGAGAAGUGCACAAAGCUGUCAAGUAUUGACCUCAGUGUAAACGAGUUGACCGAUAUAUCCCAGUUGGAGAACACUUCGCUAGAACACCUAGCGGAGCUAAACCUAAGCCGGAAUGAGAUCUCCGGUUUGACCGGCGCAAUCCUAACAACAUGGCCGGCAAUGAAGAAACUUGACCUGGGAGAUAAUAAGCUCAAAGCAGUUCCACAGCAGCUUGGUGAGCUGGCGAAGUUGAAGGAGCUGUGCCUCCUGAACAACCCCCUGGCAGACAACAGGUUGAAGAAGAUGGCUGCUCAGAAGACGACCAAGUCUGUUCUUGAAUAUAUUCGGCAGAAUGGGGACAAGGGUGGAGAGGAGGCUGGAGCCAAGGAGGGCAAAGGAAAGAAGGGUAAGAAGAGUAAAGGAGGAGGAGGUGGAGGUGGAGGUGGUGGAGGAGGGGGAGGAGAGAAGGUGGAGGUUGAAGAACUCUGUGAGAAGAUGACCGUCCUGAACGUAGCGGAGUCCAAUCCAGAAGUUAGCACACAAAUACCAGUUCGUGACGUGAGACCUUUCAUUGUAAUCUGCUUUGUGAAGAAUAUUAACCUUACAGGAGAUAACCUUAGAAAGUUCUUAAACCUACAAACUAAGCUUCACAAGGAUGUUUGUGGGAAUCGAACCCUGGCAACAAUAGCAACCCAUGAUCUAUCAGCAGUGAAAGGUCCUCUAAAGUAUACAGCUCUGGAGCCUACUUCCUUCAAGGUUGAACCUCUCUCCGGGGGAAAACCUAUCAGGGCAUCUAAGUUGGUUGACAAACUGAAGGCGGAAGCAGAUGCUUUCCGGAAGGAGAAGAAACGAAGCAAUAUAUCCGGUGUUCAUCAGUAUCUGCCAAUGCUAGACCGGUAUCCACUUUAUCCUUGUCUUGUUGAUGCAGAGGACAGGGUUAUAUCAUUUCCCCCUGUCACUAAUAGUGGAGUUACCAGGAUAUCUACUGAAACUAAAUAUCAUAUUCUAGGAUAUCUACUGAAACUAAAUAUCAUAUUCUAGGAUAUCUGCUGAAAC
Messenger RNA from Eurytemora carolleeae, 2992 nucleotides. Its product is annotated as probable ATP-dependent RNA helicase ddx49. NCBI's taxonomy places the organism in Eukaryota, Metazoa, Arthropoda, Copepoda, Calanoida, Temoridae. Gene Ontology annotation, molecular function: RNA helicase activity; ATP binding; nucleic acid binding. The record is from RefSeq and is a predicted model, not a curated record.